This is a messenger RNA of Mesorhabditis spiculigera, 1212 nucleotides long. NCBI's taxonomy places the organism in Eukaryota, Metazoa, Nematoda, Chromadorea, Rhabditida, Rhabditidae. The record is from the annotation of a GenBank genome assembly.
AUGGCGCACGGCACUCUCUAUAAGGGCCUUUUGGGGCUGAGCGUGGCGGUGAAUGCACUUUUCUGCCUGCUUUUCACCUCCAUUUUGGUGUGGAAUUAUGUGCAGAAGCAGCAUUUGCCCACCUCGGUGGCCAUUUCCUUCAUCAGCUUCAUUGUCCUAUUCAUCCUAUUCCUUGUCGCUUUCCUGCUCUAUAUGACGAGGAAAACGGAUGCAUCGAUCUUGUGGGCCGUGGUACUUACGAUUGCUCGCUUCUUGGUCGUCCUUAUCGGCUCGUUCUCCUUGAUGUCGACCGACACUUUCGCGCAGUACGACCGAGACAUUGAGCACGACGUUGUCAAAUGGAUCGAAUAUCGUAAGAUGCUCGUGAUCGGCUUUUGCGUGCUCUAUCUCCCACUUUUCCUGAUCGAGCUGUUUGUGCUGAACAAAUAUCACGCAGCCCAAAGAAGCGGGUAUGAACGCCCCAACGAGCCCCACGUCUACGAGACGGCAAAGUUCACCAAAACCAUAUUCGGCGCCUCCCCGAAAGCGACGAUGGCUGCCAAGGACGCGAAAGGCCAGCCACAACCCGGUGCUAAGGCCGGUGAACCGCCCUUCCAGAUGAAGAUCGACCCGGAGAAGUACUUGAACAUCAAGUGGAAGCCGGAGGCCGUCAACGUCGAGGUGAAGAUCGAGAACAUCACCAAGGUCCGCCAGACGUUCAAGGUGAAGUGCACGGACAACAACAUCUUCCGUGUGCGCCCACCUCUCGGCUUCAUCAAACCGGGCGAAUCGACCAAGAUCAAGAUCACGUGCACAUCGCCCAAGUUGCCCGAGAACAACCGUCACCUCUUCGCCAUCUACCACUUCAAGUCGGAAGAGACGAAGCUGACCGCCCGCCAAGUCUGGACCCCAGACGUUAAGCCCGAUGGCGUCACUCGCAUCGUCGUGCUCUUCGACGACAAGAAGGAAGACAAGAAAGAGGAGGAGAAGAAGGAGAACCCGGCCGUUUCUCCGGAUAAGAAAGAGGAGAAGAAGGAUGAGAAGAAAGACGAGAAGAAGGAGGAAAAGAAAGACGAGAAGAAGGACGACAAGAAGGAGGAGAAAAAGGACGAGAAGAAGGAUGAGGAGAAAGACGCUCAGGACGACAAGAAGGAUGAGAAGAAAGAGGAGGAGAAAAAGGAAGAGAAGAAGGAGGAAGAGAAGAAGGAUGACAAGAAGGACGAGAAGAAGAAG